Messenger RNA from Haliotis rubra (blacklip abalone), 6076 nucleotides. Its product is annotated as hillarin-like. The transcript is spliced from 9 exons. The record is from RefSeq and is a predicted model, not a curated record. Bases 259 to 3414 code for a protein of 1051 amino acids. NCBI's taxonomy places the organism in Eukaryota, Metazoa, Mollusca, Gastropoda, Lepetellida, Haliotidae.
CGUUUGUUCACCACGGGAUAUUAGCCAAACGGUCGCAAGCAACCCUCGUGGGAUGUAAGAUUGUCAGUCCGGGACAAAGACAACCUUGUCUAUUGGGGUCUUUACCACAACAUGUCUGGUUUCACGUUGCUCGGACCAGUUACUUAGGAAACUGCUCAACAUGCCGCGCUUUUAAUAUACCUGGGCCAGGUUCGGAUGUAAAGUCGUUUGUGAUUAUUCUAUUGCCGAUUGUCGUCUGCUGUUCAGACGUCGUCCAACAUGGCUAUGCAAGGAGACGAGGCGUCGAUUGAAAGAGGUUACCGAAGAUUGUCUUCUCUCUUCCUUCGGCCUGGAAUCGAUCAGCAAAAAUGUCAACGUUGUAAAUCGACUGUUUAUCAACAAGAACGUCUCGGUCCCGUUCACGACGUCGUGUUUCAUAAAACGUGUUUCAAAUGUAUAACUUGUGGACAGUUUCUUACUUUGAAAAACUACUGGUCAAAUCAGGUAGACCCGGAGGACAGGGAAAUAUACUGCAAUAGCCAUGUACCGAGAAUCGGUGGGGCAAGAAUUGACAAGGAAGCGCUCGGAAUUAAAAGCGCUAUGUCUGUCCAGCAACAUUUCAAGAGAAGUGCAGAUUCUAAAACGUCAGAAAAACGGAUACCAGACAAUAUCCCUCAAGUAGGGGCAGACGCGUUGAUGAUUCAAAGGGCUCUCAAAGCCCCCAAAACCAACCAGUACGGUCAAGAAGGAAAUGUACCUGCCUCAAGUCUUGAUAUCGAUGCCUGGGGAAUAAAAGAUGCCAUGGACGCACAAGUUCUACAAAAACGAUAUCAGAGAAAGUUGGAUAAACAUCACUUCCCUCCACAUAUCGCCAAGCGGCGGGAGCAGCUGUUCAAUGCCCAGAAGGAGCUGGAGGCCAAGUUGCGGAAGGAGGAGGACGAGAUGUUCCGCGGCUUCCAGUCUGUGAGGAAACAGGAAUCAGAGAAGAUCUCCGAGGAGAUAAACAAAGAAUGGGAGGUGCGCCUCAAGGACUUGACGGAAAAGUUUGACAAGCAGAUGGAAGGGAAGAGGAAGAAACUGAAGGAUAAUGAGAGGAAGCUGAUGACAGUCCAGUUUGAGAAUGAAAAGAACGUCCUCCAGAAGACGAUGUCAAUGAAGAGGGAGAAGAAGAAGAAAACAAUGACCUUGAGGAUGAGGGAGAAGGAACAGAGUACAACCUCUGACCUCGUCAAGCGACAGAGCGUUCAGAUGCUGAGUCUUCUUGCAGCCAAACAGGAGGAGAUGAAGAAGGAGCUGGCAGUGGAGCUGCAGAAGGAGCUGGCAGUUGAGCUGCAGAAUGACGUUCAGACAGAGCAAUCGACAGGGCAGGUGUCUGAGCCACCAGUGGAAGAGAUAAUAGAGGUGCUGCAGACGCCAACAGUCUUCGAACCACCGUCACCUAAACCACCACGCUGUCGGAAGAGAAAUCUCUACAGUGACGUCAGCGUCUUCAGCGAUAUUGAUGAGCAAGUUAUUGAGGUGGCUGAAGGUGAACAGCUGACCUACACGGACCUGGUCAAGGAGCUGACAGAGAACCUUAUGUCGGACCUGGAGAAGGCCAGAGCUAUCUACCGCUGGAUCACCGUCAAGGACCUUAAUGUGAUGGAGUUUGAUGAAACCAUCGAGGAGGACACACCCAUGGGACUGCUGAGGGGCAUUAAGUUUGGAACCGAAACCUACCAUGUGCUGUUCAUGAGACUCUGCAGCUAUUGUGGCCUGCACUGUGUGGAGAUCAAGGGCCACUCGAAGAGUGUGGGGUACGAGCCUGGCAUGGAGAUCAAUCCUGACACCUUCCAGAACACGUGGAACGGCGUGCUGAUUGACGGGGACUGGAGGCUCAUACAGUGCAACUGGGGAGCCAGACACCUGGUGCUGAACAAGGACAAGGACAAGGACAAGGAGAAGCCCAAGAAGCGAGACCAGAUCCGCUACCAGUACGACGAGCACUAUUUCCUCACCGACCCUGAUGAGUUCAUCCAGGAGUUCUGGCCAUAUGAGCAGAAAUGGCAGCUGCUUGUGACCCCGAUCACUCUGCCAGAGUUCGAAGCCUUGCCGUUUGUGCGAUCAGUGUUCUUCCACUACGGGAUGAGGUUUGAUCAAAGCAGAUUGGCAGUGUUGGAGACUGAUGACAAAGGUGGUGUGAAAAUCAGCAUCAAGAUCCCAGAGGAACUGGAAAAUGAUCUUGUGUUUUUCUAUCAGCUCCGAUUUGCUGAUAAAGAGCGCAAGCAUGAGCUGUCUUACCGCGGAGCUAGCCUGGAGCGGUUCGUCUUCCAGACCAUGGUGGAUAACACAGUCACCUUCAGUGUCCAUGUCCCUACAGUUGCUGAUUAUUUCUUUGAGAUUUUUGCAAACAAGAUCGAUGAGACCAAUCGGUGUGUUGAGGAAAACAAUGCAAACUUUGCUCCAUUCCGCCUGAAGUGUGCGUGUAAGUUUAAGAUCCUGUGCACAACUAUGUCCGGAAAGAUGCAUCCGCUUCCCAACUGUGCAGCUGGGGAAUGGGGGCCCAAGAAGGCCCUCCGACACUUCGGACUUACAGCUGUGCCUUUCGAAGGGCGUGAAUCUAGUGACAAUGUGGAAACUUCCAAGGCAGGAAUACUCACGGUUGAAGAAAAAUUCAGUGUGAAGUUCAAUAUUCCAAGGCCCUUACAGUUUGUGGCCAAACUGAGAAUGAAUCAAGUCGAAGAUCAAAUUUUUGAUCCUUUUGUGCAUCUUUCUGCCGAUGCCAAAAUCUUGACAUUAACCAUCACCCUUCCACAGACAGGACAGUAUGGCAUUGACCUGUAUGCUCGUCCGAAAGGGGUGUCAGAUUCCAACACCUUAUCCCAUGCUUGCAAGUAUCUCAUUAACUGCACCAAGGUCGACACUCCGCUGGAAAUUCCCAAAACCUCCUCCUCCUCCUCUAAGAAUAAAUGGGGACCCACAAGUUCCUUUGACGAGUUUGGGCUGAAGCUGGUUUCACAUAAGGAUCCUAAGAUCCGUAUAUCUGAUUCCAAUCUGUGUCAUAUUGAGCUGGAAGUUCCUCAGAAUAUCAACCUUUCCUUCCAGUUCCUUAGGGAACCCGACGAGGAUAACCGAGAUUAUGUCCAGAUGGCCCGGCUUGAUGACCGUCCAACAAUCAUGCGCUUCAACAUCACUCUGACUCGCAGCGGCAACUACAUGCUGUCAUUGUACGCUAGACGAGACAAAAGUGAUGAUCGCUCACUUCCAAAUGUUUACAACUAUCUGAUUCAGCACUCCAGGAGUCCCAUGGAAUCAAACGGUGGAAUACAUGUGACCAGGGAGAAAUCUUCCUCCAUAUUCAAGAAGGGACUCUUCUCUAAGAAGGAGAAACAUUCGGAUAAAAAUUCUGAUCGAUUCUCUGACAAGUCGUCUGAUAAGUCUAGUGACAGCCGAUAAUGGACAUCUGUGAGUUUGUGUCUGUACAUGCCUCAUCAUAAUGACCUGAUAUUGACCAGUGUCAAACCACAAACUGUCCUUUGCCUUGUAAUGUUAACUCUUCCCCUAAACACGUGGCCAAAGGAAUGAGUUCUGUCAGCUGAUGAAGUUUAGUAUAAGCCUGGGUGGUUUGUCGCAUAUUUUGUGAUUCUACAUGGAUGUGGGUGUGUAUAUGAGGAGGCCAAACCGGGCAGGGGAGUGAAGUCAACACCAGUGCCUAGACCUGUUGUAUUUCAUAUGUAUAUGUAUUUAAGCUACAGAUAUACAUCUUAAUGCAUUAUCUAGCACUGACAAGUGAGGUGAGACAUGUAUGGUGUUAAUGCUGUAUGGACAGGCUCAGUAUAAGCUUGCAGGUUUGAAAUCUACCAGUAUAGUCGUUCGUAUCAACCAGCUGUUCUGUUUGAUUCUCUGUAUCACAUGGCUGUUACAAAAUGUACUAGUUUGGUCCAAUUAACUUCACUUAAGCCUCAAUUGUUUUGUAAUGACAAGACUUGUCCAACUCUUGGCCUAAUGGGAUAUUGACUAAGUGUGUGCUUAGUUUUGUUUUGUUUUUUUAAUAAGCAUUUGAAACAUUUUCAAAAUACAAUAAAUUUGACCAACAAAUAUUUUUGAACACCACCAUUACGUACAUAUUGACCUUUGUAGCACAGAUCAGUGAUAGUGAAUCAAACAUUGUGUCAAACUGAAAACAGAAUUUGGCUCAACCAUUAAAACAUGAUUUUCAGUACCUAACAUAUUCUGUUGAGAUGUGCUUCAGUUGUUGAAGUGCAUGCUUCAUGUAUGUAAUCAUUUGUUUGGUGUACAAAGCAAUACUUAUUCCAGUAGUCAAGUAAGGCCAGUGAGUGACAUAGCUUGUGAGGUACACACGUACAUUUCAUCGGAUACCGACGCGUGACAAUAGUACGAGACAGUGACGGCGUUACUGCCGUUGUCAUACCUUGAUGCCUGCAGGAUAAAAUUGGGCUUCAUUAACACAUUACAUUGUCAUAUUACAUUUUUUUCUGUUCUACCAAUAAUAUUUCUUGUUUUAUGGAUAAACCUGUCUAUAUUCACAAAAGUAAAUAAUCAAAUUUUACAAUGUUAUGUCAGAUUAAAAGAUAUGCAAUUAUAGAUGCCUCUUUGGUUUCAAAAGACCUCAAGAUCAGGUCUGUUGGAUAUAAUUUGCAAAUCUGAACAGGAAAAUCCAUAAAUCAAGCAAGAAGAUUGUUUUCAUAGGGCAAGCAUCUUCUCUACCCAUUCUCUGUCCAGGGAAGUGUACUUGAUGUAGUGGCAACCUAGGGCAGCCCGGGGCAACUUUUUACAGUGAGGCAAAACAAUUGCCUCAAAUUAUGCAGGAAAUUGAAAGUGUAAUUUUCAAGUUGAUGUUGAUUGGAUGUUAUAUGAUACAGUCAGUUUCAGGCUGCAGCACAGACAGACUGCAGACAACUGUCACGACACAAGGGAAGAUAUGUACGACAUACAGUAUGUCACAGAUGCUGUGUUUUGAGGAGUAACUGCAGGCCGAGAUGUCAUCGGCUCUGUGGGUUGAAUGUAUGGCACUGUUGACCCGUGUUGACCAGAUAGGUCAGUGGUCUGGCCUAGUGAAGCGACUGUCCAUUCAUAUAGUUACUACAUACUGAUCUGUUAUAUACUAUUCCUAGUCAUGGAAUGUUGCAAUGGUAAGUGCAUUUACAGACUACCCACGAUGAUCAUUGUACAAAGCGAUCAGCUGUUGGUUCGAUAUGUAUAUUCACCUGAUAUAGUCAUAAGUUGACACAAUAGGUUGUAGGGAGCAGUCUAAUUCCUUUCAAGAUCAGCCUCUAAGUAAUGAUAUUGAUUCCAUAAAUUAUCCAUGCAUGUUUCAAAUUUUCAUACUGGAUUAUUAAGGGUUGUUUUGAAUAUGUUAUUUCAUUUUUUUUCAAUCAAAUAUCUUGCUAAUAUUCUGUUAUAUUUAAUCAUUUCUGAAUAUAUGAAUUGAACAUGUUAAGCCAUCUUAAAAGGUAGAAUCAUUCAGACAUAAAUUUGAUCAUUCCUAUGAAACAAGUUCAUUUCAUUCAGCAUAAUCACAUGUAAGACAUACAGAAUAUAAACAGAUAUAACUUAAAGUUUUUGCAGAACAGAAUAUCAGUUGUUAUAACCAUUGAAUAACACAGAAUUGUCAUCUUGUGCAAAACAUGCUUCGAUGGUUUCAUGAUGUUGAGAGAUGUUCCUUGUUACUGGCCAAAAUUGUCAAAUUAUUGUCCAUAUAUGAACUAAUAUAUAUUAUUUCACAAAUUAUAUGCUAAUGUAUGCACUGUCUGUGCAUUGUACCAAGUAAAUAUUCUAUGGAUAACAAUUUAAGCAAUGAACAUACAUAUACCCAAUUGUUUACACACAAGCUUUCUCAUGAAAUGGUGUCAGAUGACUCAACUACUGAGAAAGGUAUUUAAAUGCAAACAUUGGCUGCAUUUGUGCAUGUUCCUAUUUCUGUUCAAAGGGUGUAUGAAGGUGUAUUUGCGCUAUCACCUAAUCAGCAAUUUGUCACAAAUUAAGCUAUAUAUUGGUACUAAAAUAUUAUUUUGUUACAAUAUGUUAUCUAUUUAUACAGUUUCAAAUAUUGUUCAGCAAACAAAACAUUGCUAAAAUAAAAAUGUAUGAAAUUGAA